GGGCGCCACGAGAGUAUGACGAGGGUGUACAAGCUGGUGUGGCGGGUGCUGCACGCUCUGCUCUGCCUGCACCGCAUGCUCACCUCCUGGCUCCGUGUUUGGUCCGGCACCUGGAACUGGAUCUGGUGGCGCUGCCGUCGGGCCGCCUCCGCCGCUGUCCUAGCGCCGCUCGGCUUCACGCUCCCCAAGCUCCUGGCUGUCGCAGGAGGUAGGAACCGCCGUCACCACCGGCAUCCACGCGGGGGGCCGACCCCGGCCGCCGACCACCCGCGGCUACGCUGGCGCGCGGACGGCAGUUCCCUGGAGAAGCUGCCUGUGCACAUGGGCCUGGUGAUCACCGAGGAGGAGCAGGAGCCCAGCUUCUCGGACAUCGCAAGCCUCGUGGUGUGGUGUAUGGCCGUGGGCGUUUCUUACAUUAGCUUCUACGACCACCAAGGUAUUCUCAAAAGAAAUAAUUCCAGAUUGAUGGAUGAAAUUUUAAAACAACAGCAGGAACUCCUGGGCUUAUAUUGUUCCAAAUACUCACCAGAGUUUGCAAAUAGUAAUGACAAAGAUGAUCAAGUUUUAAAUUGCCAAUCGGCAGUGAAGGUGCUGUCCCCAGAAGAUGGAAUAGUAGAUAUUGUGAGAGCUGCUCAAGACUUCUGCCAGUUAGUAGCUCAGCAGCAAAAGAAAUGCACAGAUUUGGAUGUAGAUAUGUUAGACAGUUUACUUAGUUCAAAUGGUUUCCCUGAUCCUGAUUUAGUAUUGAAGUUUGGUCCUGUGGACAGCACACUAGGCUUUCUUCCCUGGCACAUCAGGUUGACUGAGAUUGUCUCUUUGCCUUCCCACCUGAACAUCAGUUAUGAGGACUUUUUCUCUGCCCUUUGUCAAUAUGCAGCCUGUGAACAGCGUCAGGGAAAGUAGCGAUCCCUGGUUGUGUAAUUUGAUUUCAGGCUUUUGGAGAAAAGGACUCAAGUGACUCUGAUGUUUACAAAACACCUAUGAAACCCUGUACACAUCUAGUUCAUAAUCCUCAUAAUUUAUCAACAAACACAAAAAAGUGUCUUACUUGAGAGUAAGAGUACAUGUAUGAGUGUGUAUGUGUGCGUGUGUGCAUGUGCAUGCGUGUGUGGAAAUAAACUUAUAAAUGGGGGAAGUAUUGGAGGAGGAAAUAUGUGGACUUGCACCUUUGAGCAAAUAGCAGCGAUGUUUUAGGAGCUGAAAUUUCAGAUUUACACGCUUCAGCCCCAACUACUUCCCUUUUUUGUGGGGAGAGAAAGGGGUGAUUAAAGCUGUUUUGUUGUUGUUUGGUGG
This is a messenger RNA of Orcinus orca (killer whale), 1293 nucleotides long. Its product is annotated as dehydrodolichyl diphosphate synthase complex subunit NUS1-like. The record is from RefSeq and is a predicted model, not a curated record. NCBI's taxonomy places the organism in Eukaryota, Metazoa, Chordata, Mammalia, Artiodactyla, Delphinidae. Gene Ontology annotation, molecular function: ditrans,polycis-polyprenyl diphosphate synthase [(2E,6E)-farnesyl diphosphate specific] activity. Gene Ontology annotation, cellular component: endoplasmic reticulum membrane; dehydrodolichyl diphosphate synthase complex.